Messenger RNA from Hibiscus syriacus, 1327 nucleotides. RefSeq names its product transcription factor bHLH93-like. The transcript is spliced from 4 exons. The record is from RefSeq and is a predicted model, not a curated record. Gene Ontology annotation, cellular component: nucleus. The coding region runs from base 90 to 1091 and encodes 333 amino acids. NCBI's taxonomy places the organism in Eukaryota, Viridiplantae, Streptophyta, Magnoliopsida, Malvales, Malvaceae. Gene Ontology annotation, molecular function: sequence-specific DNA binding; protein dimerization activity; DNA-binding transcription factor activity. Gene Ontology annotation, biological process: regulation of DNA-templated transcription.
UUCACGUUUUCAAGCUUGUCUUCUUCGACCAGUUCUCAAUCAGACAUAUUUUUAAAAUAACAUAUUGUGUGUGCAAGAGAGAGCAGGGAAUGGAGCUGUCACAGCAUGGCUUCUUGGAGGAGUUAUUAACUCCGAGAAGAGACACCUUUUCAAAUGGAGUGACCGAGUUCUUCCCUAACGGAUGGAACCUCGACUCUUUUGAUCAAAAUCCCACAUUGGCCACAACCCCAAAUCUUUCCUUUCUGGGGUUCUCCACAGCAACAGAUGAAAACCGUAGCUUUGAAUGUCAUUUCAACGAUCAUCAGCCCUACCCUUUUGCAGCUGAUGCAUCAUUUACGGUGCCGGAAAUGGAUUCUUCAACCUCCAUUUUUCCAGCUGCUCAUGAAGACUACCCAUCGAUGGUUGACGAUGAAGAUCAGUUUGGCCUUCUCAGCACCGACCACCAGCAACACAGCUUGGAGGAGAUCAUGAGCAGUUGCAAAGUCGAGAUGGAGCAAAGCAGCAACAUUCAGGGUUUCAACAUGGACUUGGCGGUGGAGAAGAAGACCAAGUGUAAGAGGUUAGAAGGUCAGCCUUCAAAGAAUCUAAUGGCAGAGAGAAGAAGAAGGAAGAGGCUCAAUGACAGGCUCUCAAUGCUCAGAUCAAUUGUCCCCAAGAUCAGCAAGAUGGAUAGAACAUCUAUACUUGGAGAUACCAUAGAUUACAUGAAAGAGCUUCUAGAAAGGGUCAAAAAGAUGCAGGAAGAAGAAACAAAAGUGGGGUUCAAUCAUUUGAGUAUAAUGAACAACAUGAAGGAGCUAAAGCCAAAUGAAAUGAUGGUGAGGAAAUCCCCCAAGUUUGAAGUUGAGCAUAGUGAAACUGAUACUCGAAUCGACAUCCGGUGCGCCACCAAACCAGGGUUGCUCCUAUCAACCGUGAACACGUUGGAUGCACUAGGCCUCGAGAUUCAACAGUGUGUGAUAAGUUGUUUCAAUGAUUUUUCAAUGCAAGCUUCUUGCUCAGGGGUUGCAGAGCAAAGGAACUUGAUGAGCUCUGAAGACAUAAAGCAAGCAUUGUUCAGAAAUGUAGGCUACGGAGGAACAUGUCUAUAGAGUUCAUAAGAUUGCCAUCUAACAAAGCCUUUAAGGGAUGAGAUUCAUCUGAAUCUGUAACAACAUUUUCCUAUUCAUAUAAGCUCAUUUAUCAAAUCAAUCUCACAACCCGCCCUGAAUUAAUGUUACCCUUGUUGGAGUAUGUUGUAAUAUAACUAUCAUUUCUCUCUCUUUGACACUGUUAAAUGGUUGAAAAAAGAAAACAAUUUGUUCAUUUUUUAAUGGAACAAGGAUGU